Helianthus annuus (common sunflower) is the source of this 1352-nucleotide messenger RNA. RefSeq names its product protein mak16. The transcript is spliced from 10 exons. Gene Ontology annotation, biological process: maturation of 5.8S rRNA; maturation of LSU-rRNA. The record is from RefSeq and is a predicted model, not a curated record. Gene Ontology annotation, cellular component: preribosome, large subunit precursor; nucleolus. Bases 131 to 1027 code for a protein of 298 amino acids. NCBI's taxonomy places the organism in Eukaryota, Viridiplantae, Streptophyta, Magnoliopsida, Asterales, Asteraceae.
GCAGCCGUCUAUCUCCCUCCCCUGUUCGCUCCUCCUCCAUCUUCUAAACCUAAAAAACAAACAGCCGACAGAUCUUCUUUCAUUCGCAGGGUUCAAUCAGCCAGCAGGUGAAUUUUAAAGUCGGUACAAAAUGCAGAACGAUGAGGUUAUAUGGCAAGUCCUCAGGCAUAAGCACUGCAGUUUUAUGUCCAAAAUUACAGCUGGAAUCUUUUGUCGGAACCCUUACAAUUUAACUGGAGUUUGUAACCGGAGCUCAUGCCCACUUGCUAAUAGUCGUUAUGCUACCAUACGUGAUCAUGACGGAGUUUUUUACUUGUAUAUGAAAACUAUUGAGCGGGCACAUAUGCCAAACAAGUUAUGGGAAAGAAUUAAACUGCCUCGCAAUUAUGAAAAGGCACUUGAAAUUAUCGACAAAAAUCUGAUGUACUGGCCCAAGUUUCUUGUGCACAAGGCAAAGCAACGGUUGACUAAAAUGACACAAAUGCGCAUACGCAUGAGGAAACUUGCUCUUAAGACAAGGGAAAAGAUAAUGACAACUCCUAGAAAAGAAAUGAAGAGAGAAUCUAGAAGAGAGGAGAAAGCACUGACGGCUGCGGCUUUGGAAAGGAAUAUUGAGAAGGAACUGGUUGAGCGUGUACAAAAAGGAACGUAUGGUGAUGAUAUAUAUAAUUAUUAUAAGGAAGAGAUGUACGCAAAGGUUCUUGAGCAAAUUGAGAGUGAGGGAAAAGAGGUUGAAUUUGAGAAAGAGGUUGAGGAUGAGGAUGAAAUAGAGUAUGUUGAAUGGGAUGGGGCGGAUGAAGAGGAUAUGGAGGAUUAUAUCGCUCCUUCAAAUGAAGGAUCUGAUCAAGAUGAUGAUGAGAGUGAUGACGAUGAAUCAGAAAAGGUGGUGGUGGAUAGAAAGAGGGGGAGGGCGGAUUCCAAAUAUUCUCUUAAGAAGCAGGAGAAAGACGCUAAAAAGAAGAAAGGAAGAGUACUUGUUGAGGUUGAGCACGAUGAAGCAGAUAGAAGGCAAAAGGCAAUUAUAUGAGUACGCGGUUGAAUUUUCGUUAAUGCAAAAGACCUGAAAAGGAAGUUUUGAUGCGGUGGAUGACGUGUUGUAAAAGUUUUGAUCUCUAUUCAUCUUUGACUUUGUUAUUUAUAAGUAGUCGUUACCAACAUUCUGAUGUUGGUAAUUUUGCAUUUUGAACUUUUGAUUAAGGAUCGGGUUUAUAUUGAGUUAAAUGUUUUGCUCAUGUGGGUCAUGCUUAAUUUGGGUAAUACCGUGUUCGUACGGUUUUUAAUUGUCAAGGUUUACGUUUGUAUGAUUCGUAGGUGUUCGGAACUAUAUAUAGUAAUGGUAGUCUGUUUUACGA